AUGGCAACCCUCGGCGACGACCUCCUCCGCACCGUCAACAAGCUCCAAGACCUUGUCUUCAACACCAUCGGCAAUGACUCCCUUGAUCUUCCCCAGAUAGUCGUGGUCGGGUCUCAGUCCUCGGGAAAGUCGUCGGUUCUUGAAAAUAUUGUUGGCAGAGACUUCCUCCCUCGGGGUAGUGGCAUCGUCACUCGUCGACCGCUCAUACUGCAGUUGAUCAAUAUUCCGCCGGACGACGAUGACGCCACCAAUGGUGACGAUGAAGUCCACAUACCACACACUCCGGCCAGCGUCGCCGAGCAUGGGGAGUGGGCGGAGUUUCACCAUAUUCCCGGUCGCAAGUUCAGGGACUUCAAUCAGGUUCGUGCCGAGAUCGAGAAUGAGACGGCCAGGAUAGCGGGUAACAACAAAGGCAUCAACCGUCAGCCUAUCAACCUCAAAAUUUACUCUCCGCAUGUUCUGAACUUGACCUUGGUCGAUUUGCCGGGAUUGACCAAGGUUCCCAUCGGGGACCAGCCUUCGGACAUUGAGAAGCAAACUCGGACCCUCAUUUCUGAGUAUAUCGCGAAGCCAAACAGUAUCAUUCUAGCCGUCUCUCCCGCAAACGUCGAUAUCGUCAACUCGGAGGCUCUCAAACUGGCUCGUCAUGUGGAUCCCCUGGGAAGAAGGACAAUUGGUGUCCUCACAAAGUUGGAUCUGAUGGAUCACGGAACAAAUGCCCUCGAUAUUCUGUCCGGUCGCGUGUAUCCCCUCAAGCUCGGUUUCAUCGGAGUCGUCAAUCGAUCACAACAAGAUAUUCAGACCAAUAAACCAAUGUCGGAGGCUCUCAAAUCAGAGGCCGAGUUCUUUAGACAUCAUCCCGCCUACCGGAAUAUGGCAACGAGAUGCGGAACGCAGUAUCUCGCAAAGACUCUCAAUACCACUCUGAUGGCGCAUAUUCGAGAUAGAUUGCCCGAUAUCAAGGCGAGGUUGAACACCUUGAUGGGCCAGACACAACAAGAGCUUGCAAGUUACGGUAGCAAGCAGUUCAGUGGCAAGGAGCAUCGUGGCUCAUUAAUUCUGCAGCUGAUGACACGCUUUGCAAACUCGUUCAUCUCCUCUAUCGACGGUACAUCGUCGGAAAUCUCGACCAAAGAGCUUUGUGGUGGCGCUCGGAUUUACUACAUCUUCAACUCCGUUUUCGGCAAUUCUCUGGAGACCAUCGAUCCAACUCACAACUUGUCAGUGCUCGACAUCCGGACGGCGAUUCGAAAUUCAACUGGACCCCGACCGAGUCUUUUCGUACCUGAACUAGCCUUUGAUCUGUUGGUAAAGCCUCAAAUCAAGCUGCUAGAGAUCCCCAGUCAACGAUGCGUCGAAUUAGUGUACGAGGAACUCAUCAAAAUCUGCCAUACCUGCGGGUCGCAGGAAUUGUCCAGAUUCCCCAGACUGCAGGGCAAGCUUAUCGAGGUCGUGUCAGACCUUCUGAGGGAGCGAUUGGGGCCCGCCUCGAAUUAUGUCGAAUCGUUGAUCUCUAUCCAACGCGCAUACAUCAACACAAACCACCCGAACUUCCUCGGAGCGGCGGCAGCCAUGUCUUCAGUCAUUGCCAGCAAGAACGAGAAAGACAGGAAAGCGGCGCAAGCAGAAGAAAAGCGGAAACGAGAGAAGCAACGGAUGAAGCAGCUAGGUGCCAAUGGUACUGCCACUCCGGACGAGGAGGACGCCGAACUGGAGGACAAAGCUACGGCACUCCCGGUGCGAAAACAUCCCUCCGCCACUCGCAGCAUGUCUCCUGCUGUCGGGCGUGAGAAUGGAUUUGGUAGUGCCUCUGGCGCAGCAGGCAACUCCGGCACCGCCCGAGAUUCCUUCUUGAACUAUUUCUUUGGUAAGGACGGAGGAAUGCCCUCCGGUGCGCCAUCGAUGCCGCCCGCGUCUACAAACCCGCAUCGCCACCCAACCCAGAACAUUGAAGUAAGCUUCUCUCAGAGCAUGCGGCGGAUGGAAAGGGGUAGCUUCACUGAUCGGACGCCUGCGUUCCCUCCUCCAAUGCAUGAUGACUACGCCGUUUCCGAGUACGGCGACUCCCACUCUCUCUUCCCGGAGCAAUCCGCCGAGCCCGUUUUGACAGAUCGUGAGGCUCUCGAAACCGAACUCAUCCGCCGCCUGAUAAGUUCUUAUUUCAACAUCGUGCGUGAAACCAUUGCGGACCAGGUGCCGAAAGCAAUUAUGCAUCUUCUCGUCAACCAUAGCAGGGACGAGGUCCAGAACCGCCUGGUUUCGGAGCUGUACAAAGAGGAACUGUUCGGCGAACUACUCUACGAGGACGACGGAAUCAAAAAGGAAAGAGAGAAAUGCGAGAAAUUGCUCGCCACCUACAAAGAGGCGGCUAAGAUCGUGGGAGAGGUCUUGUAA
Molecule: messenger RNA, 2394 nt
Organism: Capronia coronata CBS 617.96
Lineage: Eukaryota; Fungi; Ascomycota; Eurotiomycetes; Chaetothyriales; Herpotrichiellaceae
Product: dynamin GTPase
Exons: 2
Coding region: 1-2394 (797 amino acids)
Biological process (GO): peroxisome fission; mitochondrial fission
Cellular component (GO): microtubule; mitochondrion; peroxisome
Molecular function (GO): GTPase activity; microtubule binding; GTP binding
Source: RefSeq, a predicted model, not a curated record